AUGGAUCGAAAUUUACAAGGCAGAUACGUAUUCAAACCUGAAAAAGUACCCACUCUACUUAAGAAAAUCCUUAUAGAAAUAGGCUGGGAUCCAUAUGAUGAAAUUAAGCAUGACUCAGAGGACAUUAAUCUGUUAUGGGGUCACAGAAGUAUAACCACUUUCCUCAAACCGCCUACCUCACUGUCAAAGAUAAGCUUUAUAGAUUCCUUAAGAAAUACAGAGUACAUAACAAACCCUUUGUUAAUUGGUGGCUAUAAAUGGGAUUUGAGGCUGUAUGUAGUAGUGACUAAGGUAUGUCCUCUAUAAAUUCACAUCUUCGAGGAGGGCCUCGUACGAUUUUCUACCCAAAAGUAUUCCUUAUCCAAUACAUAGAAUAAAUAUAUUCAUUUGACGAACACCUCCAUUAAUAAGCAUUCGCCAAAUAUUGAUACAAACAAGCCAAUUAUUGGUUAGGGAUCUAAAUGGUCUUUAAAUCAAUUAAGAGAGUACUUUUAUCAAGAAAACCUAAAUUAUAAUGCGCUGUUCAAUUAGAUUGAAUGCAUUAUUACUUUGGUCUUGAUUAGUAUGUGUUCUGAAUCUGGCAACAAUAGUUUAAUGAAAGGUCUUGAAGAGAACUGCUUUGAGCUAUUCGGAUUCGAUGUGCUAGUUGACAGUAAUUUAAAGCCUUGGCUAAUUGAAAUUAAUUCACCUCCUUAGCUACAAAUAGAUUGCUAGGUAGACAAAUUAAUUAAACCGAAAUUAAUUAAAGAUAUGAUUAACCUGGUGUUUAAUGAAAGUUUACAACUUAAUAGAACCUAUGAAAGUACUAGUUAUCGAAAUCGCCAAACAUAAGUUACACUUGCCUCAGAAAAUAAGUUUUAUCAAAGACAAGCAGAGGUAUUAUUGGAUGUAUAGAGUCCUUUUCAUACGAGAUAACUUAUAGGAAACCACUCAAUAACAUAGAGUAAUCCAGGAGGAUAAGUAUCGAAUAAUUAUAGAGAUUUGACUCCAGUUAAAUUAAAGGAUCAUAAGAAUAGCUUACUAAAAUCAUAGAAAUUCAAACUGCAAAGCAUCAAUGAAGAAUCAAUGGGCAAAUCAUAGAGGUACAGCAAAAACAUGAACAACUUUAUCAAUCCAAUUGAUGAUUAUGGCUUAUCUGGAUUUAAUCCUCCUAUUACAGAUACAAGAUAGUAUUAUCUUUCUUAGACGAGAGUUUAGGACCUACGAAAAAGCUUAAACAUUGUCAAGCAAAUGAGAACCGAUCAGUUCCUAUGCAAUAAUACAAUUCUACCAGGUCUUAAAACCUAAAUGUUCUAAAAAAUCCAAAGAUCUCUAAGGCAAAACUUCAAUCAUGAAAGCGAAUCUCAUGAGUAUAAUAUGAUGAGAAUAAGUAUGCCAACAAUACAGCAUUAACAGUAAAACGGCUUUAAGCAGAUAUUUCCCUUUUCAAAAUCCUCAGAGGACUUGAUUUAAUAAAUAUUCUAAUAUGCAACUUGCUAUUUAUACGGCUAAUAGCAGUCUAAAGUUGCUACUAUAACUAAAUAACUGGUGACUGAAAUUAAAAAGCAUUAUCACCAUAUCAGCAAGUAAGAGAAAAAGAAAGAUUCCCCUGUAAAGCACUAGAGCCUAGAUAAAAGAAACAACAAAAAGAUCCAUAGUUAACUAAUGACUCACACUGAGAAUGUAUCAAUAAUCAACUUAGGUCAUUCAGACUUAAAUAGAAACACAAUUAGAAGAAAAACUAUUUUAGAUGGGAAUGAAAAUGUAGCUUUGCUAAACUUAGGUAGCACUUAGAUUAUAAAUAAUGUGUCAGCCAAGCAAUCCACCUCUCAACUGGAAGUGAAGUUCUAAGAGAAAGAACUAAAGUAGCUAAAUUAUUUCAAGAUCUCCAAGAAUGCACUGAACUCACUUACCAUUAGAAAAGGCAACUCACCACUAAGCAAAUUGCUAAUAAAAUCUUGA
This is a messenger RNA of Stylonychia lemnae, 1941 nucleotides long. Lineage: Eukaryota; Ciliophora; Spirotrichea; Sporadotrichida; Oxytrichidae. The record is from the annotation of a GenBank genome assembly.